AUGGCCGCGACGGCCGGCGCCCGGACUGAUGGCGCAUCCAGCAUCCAGGUCGCCGUCCGUCUGCGUCCAUUCACCGUGCAAGAGGCGGCGCAAUUGCAGAAGAGCGACGAUGGUCCGCUGUUUCUCGGCGAUGGCUCCCUCGCCGCCGCUCCCAAAACGAGACUAGGCCAGAAGGGCAUCCGGAGUGUUGUGAAGGUGCUCGAUGAGAAGACUCUGUGUGUAUACAUUGAAUUUUCGUAAUGGUGAGCCGUUCCUAAUAACCACGUUCACAGCAUAUUCGACCCGCCCGACGACAAUGCCGUCCACCGCUUCGGUACCAAGUAUCUGCCCAGCGGCAAGAAGACCAAAGAUCAGACAUACGGCUUUGACAAAGUCUUCGAUGAGAAUGCCACCCAAGUCGAUGUCUACGAGGCAACUACCAAGAACCUCCUCGACUCUGUUAUGGACGGAUACAACGCUACCGUCUUCGCAUAUGGUGCGACGGGUUGCGGAAAGACGCACACGAUCACCGGCACCUCCGCCUCUCCCGGCAUCAUCUUCAUGACCAUGCAAGAGCUAUUUGAGAAGGUCGACGAAGUGAACGAGGCGAAAGAGAGCGAGAUUACGCUGUCAUACCUCGAGAUCUACAACGAGACCAUCCGCGACCUGCUCAAUCCCGAUGCGAGCGGCAAGCAGAGUCUCAUGCUGCGCGAGGACAAUCAGCAAGCUGUGUCGGUCGCCGAUCUGACCUCACACCGACCGCAGAAUGUGCAAGAGGUCAUGGACAUGGUCAUUCGCGGAAACGCCGCGCGCACACAAUCACCGACCGAAGCCAAUGCCACGUCUUCACGUUCACAUGCUGUACUUCAGGUCAAUGUAUCCUUGAAGGACCGCGAUGCUUCUGUCCACGAGCCCGUCACCUUCGCCACGCUCUCUAUCAUAGAUUUGGCCGGAUCGGAGCGAGCUUCUGCGACCAAGAACCGCGGUGCCCGUCUCCAAGAGGGCGCAAACAUCAACAAGUCUCUGCUCGCGCUCGGCUCAUGCAUUAACGCCCUGUGCGACCAGCGCGGCAAGACUACUCACGUGCCAUAUCGCAACUCAAAACUCACUCGCCUGCUGAAGUUCAGCUUGGGAGGCAACUGCCGAACCGUCAUGAUCGUCUGCAUCUCCCCAAGCAGCGUUCACUACGACGAGACUCAGAACACACUUCGCUACGCAAACCGGGCAAAGAAUAUCCAGACCAAGAGCGUACGCAAUAUCUUCAACGUCGACCGCCACGUAAAGGACUACGUGAAGAAGAUCGAGGAGCAGCGCCAGACCAUCGACAGGCUGAACGCGGCCCAGAAGAACCACGACGAGAUUGCACUCGCCAAGGUUCUCAAGUUGGAGGGCAAGAAGUACGAACUUUUCAAAGCGUGUCUUCAGCGCAUUCGGCUGGCAUAUGCACAUUCUUCCCAGGAGCGCGGCGAGAGGAUCACUAUCGCUGUACGCUUGUCCAUGAUCAGCAAUCGCAUCAGCAUUAUCAACGCCUGGAUCGGGAACUUCGACGAUUGCUGUGCGAACCGCGAAGAUGAAGAGCCACCGGCCUCACUGCUCGCAUUCCGCAAGACGGCGACCGGCAUUCUGAUUGAGCUGGAGGCAAGCCGCCAGCAUCAGCAUCAGCAGGAACAGAAGAACAAUUGGACUCGUGCAAUUGAGACUGCGCUUGCAGAAGGUCGGCGUCAACUGCAGAGUCUCAAGAGCUCCUCCCCCGACAUUGCGAUUUCCGAGGACGACGCCGUGGACAGCGUCGAGGCACUGGCUCUGCACAUGGAGGUUGACAAGCUCAAGAUGCAGGCAGAGCUGGACAUGAAUCAUGCCAUCAUGAAGCAAUUGCGAGGAAGUGAAGCUGGACUCAUGCACAUCUUGCAGUCGUCUCAGUUUGAGGCCAUCGCCAUCAUGAACCAGAUGCUUCACAUGAGCGAAGAGGAUGCGGUCAAGACAGCUCGCUCCAUGCUCGGCAAAGUCUUCAAUGCCAGCAUUGAGUCUCUCGGCCAGGUCAUCAAGCCCGACGGUGGCCUUCAGAUCGUCGAAGCUGUCCCACCAUCCAGGGCCGGAACUCCAAAGAAGAAGAAGCUGAUGCUCAAGGAGCCGACUCCAAUUAAGGAUAAGAUUCGGCUAUCGAUGGCUCUGGAGGGUCGUGCCUCUCCCAACGCAACAUCCUCUCCAAAGCGCGGCAUGAAGGAUCUUCCACGGUCGGUGGCAGCAGAUAUGCAUCCUCCAACUCCGCGCUCUGGCCCAAGUCCUGCCCGUGGACACUUGGCGAGUCCUAAGAGGCGCGUCAAGGUCGGCGGGCUCGGACGCAAGGCAUUCACUGGCAGCACUCCUAAGAAGAGAUCGCCAACGAAGAAGCAGCGUUCUGUGCGCUGGCCAGAUCAGGACGAUGCAGAUGGCUCGCUCGUCGAGUACAGCGCUACUCCCAAAGCAUACUACUCUGGUGGGAGCCCAUUCAAGCCGACUCACUCUCAGAGUGAUACCAACGAAGCCGCAAAUGCUUCUCAGCCUGCCUUCACCCUGACUUCCGAUCCAAACACUCUGCAGGCCGAGAUCCCAUCGAGCCCACUUCCUGCACCUCCGGUCGCAAGCAGCGAGGCCUCGAAAGCUCCAGGUACCGGCAGAUUCGCAACCGGCUUUCUCUCCAAGAAGGGCUCCUCAGACAACUCCUCUCCAACCUUGAUGCCACCGCCACCGUUCCUCAGCCUUGCCUCGCUCUCUAGUGACGACGAGUCCAGCCCACUGAGGGCGAUCGCCGGCAAUGGACUCGCUCGCGCAAAGUCCAAGCGCAAGGACAGCCCAAUGGACAGCCGCACGAACAGCGAUCUCUCGGCUUCCUCCUGCAGCGAGAGCGACAAGAAGGAGAUUGGCGCAGUCGUCCGUCAGAGGAAGCGCACUUCCAUCGGGACCAACACCGCCGCUCGUGUCCGCAGUCGUGAGAGCAUCCAGCAUGCUCAUCGUCGUCGUAGCCCGGCUGCCAGCUCGCCGCCUUCCGACACCAGUUUCAGUGGCUCCAGCUCCCGUCGCUUCCCUGGCCACCGUGAAGAUGUUCGGCACAGCAUUCUCAGCCCCAAUUUUGCUCCCAUCACCAAACGUGGUCCCGCGCUCACUCAUCGCCGUAGCAUGGUCGAGAUGAACGGCACUCCGCGUACUGAUGCCUACAAAGCUCCCGUUCGACCAGGCGGCCGGGUCUCUAGCGUCGUCCCCGGCAGUUUCGCCCGUCCUGGUAGCAGCGCAGGCACAAAGGGACCAUGGCGUUGA
Messenger RNA from Lecanosticta acicola, 3273 nucleotides. The record is from the annotation of a GenBank genome assembly. Lineage: Eukaryota; Fungi; Ascomycota; Dothideomycetes; Mycosphaerellales; Mycosphaerellaceae.